AUGUCUAAAUUUCCCGGUCUUGAAUUAAUACAUACACAUUAUCAAGAUGUUUAUAAAAAUGAUGAUUGGAAAUAUUUAAUAAAUGUGUUCCAUUAUGUCAUGUGGGAAUAUAACUUCUUGGUUGUCGGUGAAAAUGGUCCAAAUGAUUUAUCAAAAUGUAAUCUUGUACAUAUUUCAAUGUUGGUGGCAAGCUUCAAACAACAUAUUAUUUCAUUAAUUAAUGUUCAACCUGGUGCUCAACAUGCUCAAGCUCAAACAUUAAAUAGUAAUACUGGUGAUAAAGGUGUUGGUAAUUCUGAAAAUCAUACUGAUCCAACUACUAAAACACGUGCAUUAUGA
This is a messenger RNA of Rotaria sordida, 339 nucleotides long. Lineage: Eukaryota; Metazoa; Rotifera; Eurotatoria; Philodinida; Philodinidae. The record is from the annotation of a GenBank genome assembly.